Clonostachys rhizophaga is the source of this 1539-nucleotide messenger RNA. The record is from the annotation of a GenBank genome assembly. NCBI's taxonomy places the organism in Eukaryota, Fungi, Ascomycota, Sordariomycetes, Hypocreales, Bionectriaceae.
AUGGCAAUCCAAAAUACUCCUUCCGCGGGAGAUCUCCCAACCCAACUGCUUCAGGCCCUGUCGAUCCAAAGCCCCCUCAUAUCCUCUGAAGCCUUCCCCGCCGUCCCAGCGCUCGAAAUCAAGGCAGCACUCGACCGUCUCGCCUCGCGAUCCAUGAUCACAUACCAGACUAUCGACAAGGAGGAAGUUAUAUUAGAGCCAGAGGCAGAGCAGAUUGCUGCCCAGGGUAGCCAUGAAGCUCGGGUUUUCGAGGUGGUGCGCCAGGCUUUGGAGGGGUUGACGAUCCAGGAAUUGGAGACGACCAUUGGCGACAAGAAUGUGGCCAGCGUUGGCAGGGGAAGGGCCUUCAAGGAGAAGUGGAUUGGAAAGGGCAAGGACGGAAAGCUGGUUGCUACAGUCGACUCGAUUAAGGAUACCACACAAGCUUUACUGCAGCAGCUGAAGGAGGGAAAAUCCGCCGAUGCCACGUCGGUCACUGAUCUCAAGAAGCGCAAGCUGAUCAAGGUGCAGAAGGUCUUGAAUUUCAAGUUGGAGAAGGGUGAGAAGUUUGCGUUGGAGAUGGUCAAGGAGGAAACCGACCUCACAUCGGAGAUGCUCGCCUCUGGUGCAUGGAAGACUGCCAACUUCAAGCCCUACAACUUCAACGCUUUGGGAGCGGACCAGGACGCUGGUUCACUGCACCCUCUCAACAAAGUACGCCACGAGUUCCGACAGAUCUUUUUCGAGAUGGGAUUCGAGGAAAUGCCUACCAACAAAUUCGUCGAGACCGGAUUCUGGAAUUUCGAUACUCUUUUUGUGCCCCAGCAGCAUCCCGCCCGUGAUCUCCAAGAUACCUUCUUCAUUGCCGAUCCCAAGGUCGGUGGCAAGCCCGAGGCAUUAGUAGAGGGACAGGAUCCCGAAGAGUACUGGCAGAACGUGAAGGAGGUACAUCAGAAUGGCAAGUACGGGUCUAUCGGUUACAAGUACCCCUGGUCUGCCGAUGAAUCCCUGAAGCUGGUCCUUCGAACGCACACCACAUCAAUCUCAACAGCCAUGCUCUACAAGUUGGCAGCACAGAAGGGCCCAGACGGCCGCCCACCUCCAGCCCGAUACUUCUCGAUUGAUCGAGUGUUCCGUAACGAGACUGUGGAUGCUACGCACUUGGCAGAGUUUCACCAGGUAGAAGGCGUUAUCGCCGACUACGGACUGACGCUAGGAGGAUUGAUGGAGUUCAUGGAGCUUUUCUUCGCCAAGAUGGGAAUCACCAACCUGAAGUUCAAGCCAGCAUACAACCCAUACACAGAGCCCAGUAUGGAGAUUUUCAGCUACCAUGAGGGAUUGGGCAAGCUCGUUGAGAUUGGCAACAGUGGUAUGUUCCGACCAGAAAUGCUGGAGCCCAUGGGACUGCCAAAAGAUAUGCGCGUUUUUGGUUGGGGCUUGAGUCUAGAGCGUCCCACGAUGAUCAAGUACAAAAUUUCCAACAUUCGUGAGCUGUUAGGCCACAAGGUAGACUUGAGUUUCAUCAAACGCAAUCCUGCUGUACGGCUGGAGAAGGAGUAG